AAUAUCCCGGUGGUCAGUCGCUUGUUGAACUUGAACCAGAAGGCAGCGCAACCCGGAGGACAGCUACUGCAGUGAACGAACGGAAUCCGAGAUUGAUUGUGAGCAUGCUUAGAACAUUGGUUCUUUUGUUUGUGAGUUCAGCGGUGUUGGCUGGACCAGUGAUUCGGGGAGAUAAAAGGUUGAACAGAAGUGAGGACAAUGCAUUGGAGAAUAGUAAUGUGACGGAACUGGCGACUGCGGUUACGGAAGCAGUGGCAUUGAACGAGACCCCGGAGUCUUCGAGCACUGCGGUAUAUCUGGAGGCAUCUACAUCGGAAGCAAAGCCAAGUACCAGUACACCUGCUGCACCCACAACUUCCGCAGCUUUCGCUCCUACCAAUAAGCCUCGUAAAACCAUAACUUUCGACCAGAGACAGGAAGGCAAGUUUAAUAUCCGGGCAGAUCUAGAGAACUUUGUAAUUGUGGUCGUACCAUCUUCUCCAUCCGCUGGUGUAUCACUUCUGGAUCUUCUGAAUCGUGCUGGACAUAAGAACCAACAGAAGAAAAAAUCGGGCCAUCGUAAAAAUACGAAAAAUCAUCAUUCUCAAAAGAAGACAUCUCGUAUAACCCCAGAGGUGGUAGUGCUGGACGAAUCACAAUCACAUGCCAGAGUAGCCAACGAAGAUUUCAUCGAAGGGCGAACCCCUUACAGGGUCGAUAUCUCUGGCAACGCCCGUAAUUUCAAUCAACCUUCACCGAUCUACCGUGUAUAUCGGCCCAACAACUUCCAUGUCGAGCAACCUGCUUCAUCUAGCUUGGUCCAUUUUCCAGAGCCGUCAGGUAAUUCUUAUCAUAACACCGUUAGAGCCUCCAAGUCGUUACUCGGGCCGGCUACGUACGACGAUGAAAUUAGAACUAAUACCGUAUACGCUAUACUAACCAAUAACAACAAUUAUGGUGAUGGUGGUAUCCAAGACGUUGAGGAGGAUGACACUGGUAGACAAAAUCAUGAUGAUGACGAUAAUUACCUGAUGAUGGAGCAACAAACUUAUCUAGACUUACCUGAUUCUUCGUUCGAUAGCCUAGAAUAUCCACGAUCGGACGUCGACAUGACGAAAUUGCAACUGCAAGAGGACAACGAACGGGAUGGUGGAGGAGGCGAGUGGGAGCUCAAGCUCAUCGGAGCCCAGGAACAAUGUGGCCCCGAUCGCAAGCGUGACAGUUAUGGUGUGUGUCAGUUUGUAACGCCAUGAGGCGUGUCGCCGUCCGUCUUGCGCGACAACUAGCCUGUAAGCCUUAUUUAUUAGCCAACGGCGAUCAAUCGCAUUUAAUUUAUUGUCAAUCACAUUGUAAGUGCCAAAUAAGAUAAUACAAAACUUUGAAUCUCAAAAAUAAUAUUAAUAAAAA
Messenger RNA from Armigeres subalbatus, 1386 nucleotides. RefSeq lists its product as uncharacterized. Lineage: Eukaryota; Metazoa; Arthropoda; Insecta; Diptera; Culicidae. The coding region runs from base 105 to 1232 and encodes 375 amino acids. The transcript has a single exon. The record is from RefSeq and is a predicted model, not a curated record.